Molecule: messenger RNA, 10560 nt
Organism: Osmia lignaria (orchard mason bee)
Lineage: Eukaryota; Metazoa; Arthropoda; Insecta; Hymenoptera; Megachilidae
Source: RefSeq, a predicted model, not a curated record
AGUAAGAGCCAGGCCGCCGCCAUAGCCGCUCCCUGGCCAACGAAGGAGGAGAAACCGGCGUGUAUCGUUCUCUUUUCCUUUUUUCAUUUCUCAUUUUAUCUCUUUCUAUCUCGUUUCGUCCGCGCUGGUAUACCUCCGUGGCGGAGGAGGGAAGGGGGGGGGGGGGGGAAGGAGGAUACCCUAACCUACAACCCCGAAGCAGCGCUACGACCAACUCGACGGAGACGUCGAAACGGAAUUCGCCGGGCCGAUCAUGUGACACGAUUUGUUCCCGUUGACGUGCCUGAUGACAGAACGGUGCUGCUGACGACGUAGCUCGCGGAACAUCUUCGAUUUGCUGCGUGAACGUGGACGACGGUGAGCGCGAGCCGAUGCCAGUGCACUAACCUCGAUUUCCUCGCAUCGCGUAACGUACAUCCGACGCUCGCUCUGUCCCAGUGAAGUUGAACGAGCGAAGAGAGAAAAAAAAAAAAAAAAAAAAAAAAAAAGAACCAAAACGCCAAGACUUUCGUGCGACGUGGAUGUAUUCGCUGGGUUUAUCAUUUGCGCUACACCAGACUCGAAUUUGUCGAUAAAGACGGAUAUGGAUUAAUGGUACGGCUCGAUAAGUUGACGCGGCAACGAGGACGCAGCUGAUGCUGAUGAUUUAUCACUGCCCAAAUAUACAUUAACGUGUUAGCGACCUCGGUAGCCGUUAAUGAUAAGAACAUUCGACGUGAUAUUAUUUUACAAUUAAGAAGACUGACCAGUUUUUAUCGGGUUUUUCAUUAGUGCUCCGGCGAGAACUGGACCCGGCGGGACGUGACCAAAGUUACCCCAUCCAAUACAAAAACUUAAUUUUUUACCUCCUCAACUUAUCUCACCGCUCGGGGUUCUUCAACGAUAUGAAGAUUAAAUAGGAACUCGAGAGACAGUGAAAGAGCACAGACACACAGACGUACACACACGUGUCCGCAUGAAUUUGUGCAACGUGUAAAUGGAUAUCCAUUUUGACCGGAUCUAACCUAUACACGUUAUCGGAUUAUUUGACCUUAACCUUUCACAUUUCUGAGGGAUUAGAUAUCAGGCUGGGAGAAAGUUACAGAAAGAAUCCCUCUCAGCGGGUAUAAUUGAACGUCUGUGCUACGCGAAGGGAUGAGGACUCACCGUUAGUGUUAAUUAAUACAGUACAACCGACGAACCAUAAUGCAAUUACUAAGUGUCUUCUAAAUUAGUACCAACAUCGAAUUCUUUCAAGGAUAGACUACUCGUCUCUGCUUAGCAAAGUACGAUUACCUCUUUGAAUAUCGCGCAUCGCCAUUGCAGAUGUUUUUAUCCACGGAAACGAAGCACUUCAUUUCUCCAAACAAUACUGGAUAUUUCACGAACGAACGAGCGCGUCCUAGUUUCACGAAUAACCGAAGAAGUUGGAACAAGGAGGCGUUGGAAACGGCUCGUUAAACGGAGAAUUAAUACAAUUUUUUUCUUCACGGGAAACGUAUCCGUAAGGGUGGCCAUCGUGUCACGUGACGGUCCGCAGAGGCUCGAUGAGUUCGAUUCAAGGGUAAAUUCAACUUGUUGCGAGAGAACGCACGGUGGGGAGGUGUAACCGAAGUGUGUCUUCGUGUCACUCACGGAACGUCGCGACGCUGUGCGACAAACGUGUGGCUCGCAUCGUCGCGAAGGAACAGACCUUUCUUUUUUUUUUUCAAUUUUUAAUUUCGCGCGAGUGACGAGCUGUCGAUUCGACGAACCGAUCGAUCGAUAUUGCAGCCUUUGUUUCUUCCGUUCGAUUUCCCACCGCAUCGCCGAUUUGCACCCGUCUGCGUUCCAUCCACCAGACCUACCGCCAGCAACGUGCUCGAACACAUCGGUGCAGGUACACUUGAGAUCUAAAAGAAGCCAACGAUCGCGAACGAGGAAGGGUUAGAAUCGAGUGUGCCUCGUCGAAAGAAGAGUAAGUGUGCACGUGAGAUGAGUGUCGUGGUCUAAGACACUUGUUGCACAUCGACUGUCUCUUAAGAAGUGAGCUUGAGGCGGUAUGCUUCGUCAGAGCAACAGGAUCAGUCAACGUCCGAAAAAAGGAAAAUCCGAAAGUCGCGCGUGCCGUGAAUUUUCCGUUCCUCCAGGUUCAUUCCAUUCAUACGUGCAUCUAUCUCCACUAGUGUACCAUGUUCAUCCGUCAACUCUAUACAAAUUCCUAAGUGUUGAUCGUGCGACGUGGCGUUAAAUAUUUUCUAGUGAAAUUCCCUUCGAAAUUUCAUCGGAUCAUUGUGAACAGAGAAUAUGAACGUAAUGGUAUGUUCAGACCGGUGACACCGGCGGUCGCGUGUGUGUGGCGAACGCGUUGAUACCCGUAGGAGGAUAUCGUUGCCGAAGGGCGGCUUCGGGGCGGACAGGAAGGAGAAUAGACCGGAAGGCUGGAUCAUCUGCGUGGAAUGUCUUCGGGCGCCAAGCGGCUGGUGCAGUCGCUUCGGGGCCGCAGUGGAGGAGGCAGAGGAAGCGGCGGUGGUCGCGCGGACGCCACAGGCGGGGAAGGUAGCGGCGGGGGUGGCGGCGGUGCCAGCACCAGUGCCACCAGAUUGUGUCAUUACGACAGCGGCCACGAACUCGACGAAAUUUCGGUGGUGGGGGCUACUAUCAGGGGCAGCGAGGGCCUUCCCACCCCCACCACACCGUGCCACUGCGGCGGUUUAAAAUAUGGCAGCGGGCAAACGCUUUACAGCAUCGCCGGCCUGGUGCCUCCUGCACCUGCGAUACCUUCUCAUGGUGUUCAACCAGCUUUAGGCUAUGGGGUUGAGAGACAUCGGGAGGACAAACAAGGAAGGAUACUCGACGGUAAGACCCGGAUUAGAAGGGAGAAGGAAGAGGACACGAAAAGCGCGGACAACAUUUCGAGGAGUGCUGCAUUGCCUUCCAGACAGAAUCUUUUAGAGUUGGUCAGCGGUAAAUAUAUGAGUCCUCACACGCCCACGCAUCAUUAUUAUCAACAACAACAACAGGUGUACUCAGUUCAGCAGCGAUACUUCAGCUCGUCCCGCGACUCGCUUCAUGGGGCUUACGUGAAUCGUGGAGCGAGCGAGCUCGACCUAAGCCGUAAACCGAAGAGGAGGGACCAUCUCAGUAGAAGAUUCAAGCUGCCGUACGCGGUUACCCUCACGCCCUCUCGCGAUCAGUCUCAUUUGCAUACACCCGCGUCCGUCAAUCAUCUCAGCAAUAAUAGCUGUAACGGUACCGAGACAAGGUAUACAGUGCAGCAACAACAACAACAACGCGGUAGCAGAGGUUUCCCUGGGCAACCUGGAUCAAAAGGUUUUCGUACGGGUGCUCCUAACUGGUCCUUCAUCUUCGAUCCCGCUGGACGUCUUUGUUAUUAUUGGUCAAUGGUGGUUUCACUUGCCUUUCUCUACAACUUUUGGGUCAUAAUCUACAGGUUCGCCUUCCAAGAGAUAAACGGCGAAACACGUUGGGUCUGGUUCUGCUUGGAUUAUUUCUCCGAUUUUUUAUACGUGCUGGAUAUAGUAUUUCAUAUUCGAACGGGGUAUUUAGAGGACGGUGUACUGCAAACCGACGCGACAAAACUACGCAAUCACUAUACAAACAGCACCACGUUUUAUAUGGACAUCCUGUGCCUGCUGCCUCUCGACUUUUUAUACUUAUCUAUAGGAUUCAACAGUAUACUACGAAGUUUUAGACUCGUCAAAAUAUAUCGGUUUUGGGCGUUCAUGGACAGAACCGAGCGGCACACAAACUAUCCAAAUUUAUUCCGCUCCACUUCCUUGAUACAUUAUUUGCUGGUGAUCUUUCACUGGAACGGGUGCCUCUAUCACAUUAUUUAUAAGAACAACGGAUUCGGCAGUAAAAACUGGGUGUUCAGUGAUUCGGAGACAGCGGAUGUCGUGAAACAAUACUUGCAAAGCUACUAUUGGUGUACACUGGCUCUUACGACUAUCGGUGAUCUACCCAGACCAAGAAGCAAGGGUGAAUAUUUAUUCGUGAUAGCUCAACUACUGUUUGGUCUUCUCUUAUUCGCCACGGUGCUUGGUCACGUGGCCAACAUUGUAACUUCCGUCAGUGCAGCUAGGAAGGAGUUUCAGGCGAAGUUGGAUGGGGUGAAAACCUACAUGAGAAUGAGAAGAGUGCCAAAACACCUUCAAGUGAAGGUGAUUAAAUGGUUCGACUACCUUUGGUUAACGCAAAAGUGCUCAGACGAGGAGAAAGCUGUUAGCUGCCUUCCUGACAAAUUGAAGGCUGAAAUCGCGAUAAAUGUGCACCUGGACACGUUGAGGAGGGUGGAGAUUUUUCAGAAUACGGAAGCUGGCUUUCUCUGCGAGCUAGUGUUGAGACUUCGGCCCGUUCUCUUCUCACCUGGUGACUACAUUUGUCGCAAAGGUGAGGUAGGCAAGGAGAUGUAUAUAGUCAACAGAGGACGAUUGCAAGUGGUAGCUGACAACGGAAAAACAGUCCUCGCUACUCUUAAGGCGGGUUCCUACUUCGGCGAGAUCAGCAUUCUCAAUAUGGGGACUGCAGGUAACCGACGAACAGCCAGCGUACGCUCCGUGGGUUACUCGGAUCUCUUCGUCCUUAGUAAAAAGGACAUGUGGGACGUGUUGAAGGAAUAUCCUGCAGCCAGAAUCCGACUGGAAGCCAUCGCCGUGAAGAGGCUGGAGAAAUACAAGAGGGCUCCCCUUGAAAAAGCUGCAAUGGGACGAUGUCAGAGUACGCCAGGAUUAGUGGAAUCGAAAGGUCGUAUACCACUGGAAGAAAUGUGGAUUUCACCUACUGACGCAAAAUCUACUCAUACCUACUCAACCGGUCGUUCGUUGUUCUCACCUAGCCCAAGUCCAGUAGCAUCACGCGGUUUAGCGAGCUCCGAGCACAACGCGAACGCGAAUGUUAGAAGAAGCAUGGAUAGCCCAAUAAGCGCAACCAGUAGCGGUCACAGUAGCGAGGAUCAAACUACUAGGGCUCCACAGUCUGCUGCCACUCAACCAUCUACUGGAAGACAAUCUACACACUCAGGCAUGACUAACAGCAUGUCACAGUUAGUCAGUGAAGGCGCCACACCACUUCUAGGCACCCACGAAGCAUUAUUAGCAGAAAUUAAACGCCUUCGAGAACGUUUAAUUUGCUUAGAAUCUGAAAACGCUGCGAUGAGCGCGAAAUUGAAUCAACAGCAAUGGGAAGUGGAGAACCGGUUAGCUGAAAUCGAGAUGCACAUCUGUGGUGCCAAGCGCGGCAAAACUAAAAUCAAGCGAAUACGACAUUACCUUGUUGAUGGUACUGACAGUAGAUAUGCUGCAGAAGAUCAAGAAGAUUUUGAAGAAACCAAAAUAUCUGGGAGAUCCAGUGACACGAAAUCAAUUGGUAGCCUUAGCCAACACUUCUUUGAAAGUGAUGAGGAUGAGAAAUAUUAUGGCACCUGUAAUGGUUACGUUUCUCAGCCUGGUAGCAAGUCAAAUUUAUUAUUAUGCAGCGAAUGUGACCAGCAAACUCGUACCUGUACUUACAGACCACAAACACCUGGUUCCUGUUGUAGUAGAUACAUCGAGGAACGUAUUGAAGAUAGACAGGGAACUUCUCGCAUCUAUAAAAGUCCAGUUCGCGGGUCCUCUCCCUGGUCUUUGCACCCUGAUCAAGAUUACAGUGGUCAGUCGUCUUCACCUAGAUCGGUGUGUCAGGAUUAUCAGGUACGAAGAAGCUGGUCACGAAAAUGUGAACUGGAACAUGACCAAAAAGACUGUGAAGAUUUAGAGCAGGAUGACAAUAGUCCUACCUGUGAGAUUUGUCAUGGAAACGGUCAGAUUGUUCAAUGCGAACACUGUGACUUUUCCAGCGACGGCGAUCUAAUAUGUUUUCAAUGCCAAAGCGAGGAAGGAUCAUCAAAUGGUCAGAAUUGUCCUCAUUGUGAGAAAAAUAAAAGAAUACUGGAAAAGAGAUUGAACAAUGGAAAGUACCCGGUAGAUGCUGUGGUAAAAAUUCAAGUUAAUGAUCAUAUGGUCUCUGUAGACUCGGAUGAAACGUCUGAAAGUGACUUAUCUAAUAAUCAUCAUCAUCAAAGAAGUACAAUGGAACGAUUAGAUACUAUUGUCGAGGCAAAGGGAGACACUGCCAGUGAGAAUGACGAGGAAAACGGGGGUACAAAAAUUAAUGGAACUAGCAGUGCAAGAUAUCUCAAUUAUAUGAUCGUAUUAUUUCUGUAAAUAAACAUGGUUAAGGUAAUUGUGGUUGAGCUACGGAUACUGUUGGUACAUGGAGAAUAUUGUCUUGUUGAUAUUAGCAUUUGAAGGAAUAAUAAUUGCAAACAUCUUUGUAAUGCUUUAAUACUAAAAUUCUUGAAAAAUUUCAUGGUAUAUUGUACUUGUUAUUCAUUGUUAUACUAUUAUACUAUUUGUACUUGUAAUACCAAUAGUAUACUAUUAUAAUAUUUUAUAUUCUAUAAAAUUAUACCACUUUGGUAGUAUCAUGCUCUCUUUUACUCAAUCUAUUCAUAAGAGCUACUUUAUUAAAUUUAUAACAAAAACUUUAUAGACACGCAACAACGAUACUCUCCAUUCGAGACGAAACAUUUUCAAAAGUCUGAUGAAAAAAAAAAAGAUUUCAUCAACUUCUCAAAAUGUUCCGUACCUCAUAGAUUGAUCGACAUCGAAAUCUGUUGCCGUAUGAUAUUUUUCGGCGCCGUAGCUCAACUCGCAUGUAAAUAAACUGCCAGAAACAUUCAUCCGUAUAUCCGUAGAAUUUGUAUAGGAUAAUAGGUAACUCGUAAUAAUUUAAUAUGGUGAGAGUGAGAGAAAAGGGAGACUGAAAGAAUGAGGGAGGAGAGAAAGGGAAAAAAAAGUUACAUUUAUUAACAUUCGACACGCGCAGUGUUGCUGUGAGCUAAGAUCCUUAAUGCAACGAUUGUCACGUUAUACCAUGCGCAACUUUUAGAAUGGGUUUGUGCAGAAAUCAUGUUUAUGUUUUUAUGUUCUUUUUCUUCAUAAUUUCUUACACAACUACAUUCAACAAAUUUGAAAUUUUAUAUGCAUACAAUCAGUCAAUUUACAACAUAAAGUAACAAACUAAUUCAAACAAAGAAAUUACAAAUUUAUACAGUUUAGAUGUUUUAUAUUUCCAAUAAUGAAGAUUUGUACACAAACCCGUGCUAACUCAUGUUCGGGACCAACUAAAACUACCACCUUGUACAUCAUUGCUUCUAACUUCUGCUUUCAUUUUCGAUUGUUACUUGUAUUAUUUCAAAUGUAAGAUGUAAUACAAAUGUAGAUCAUUUUUAUUGGCAUAUUUUAUUUAUGAAUGUUUCAAUACUAUAUUAUUUGAAAAGGAACAGGUUACUGUAAAAGAAACACUGAGACUGUCCAGUUUUUACAAAUCAAUUUACACGAUAUAGAAAGUAUUCUCUUUUUUAAUAUAUUUUUCGUUUCAAAAUACCAGCAACCAAGUACAUAAAAACUGCAGGUGUGAAUUGUAUUAUUAAAUGUGGACUCCUUACCCUCGUAGCAGGAAAUAAUUUUCCUCGAGAACCUUAACGGGACCGAAAAUCUCUACAUUCCAAAAAUAAAAAUUGAAACGGGAUCAUGAACGCCUCCCCCUCUUUUCCAAAGAUUUAUAUAUGUCUUUCAUUAUUUACUACCCCUAUUGUUUAUGUUAGAAUGAUUCAUCUAAAGCUCUUCUUUAAUUGUAAGAAUUUUUUCUAAUUUAUUGUAGGGGAGGUAUAUUAAAUCUAAAGUCACCCGUUCAUAUAAUAUGUAAGUGAAAGCGAAGACGAAAGCAGAAUACAUCUUCCGAACUAAAAAAACAAAUACGAAGCGAUUUGUAAUAAGUAUAGUGAAUUUUUUAGUGUUUAUAAAUUAUCAGAUAGACUUUAAUAGUUAAACGCAUUUUUUUAACGUUCGAUUUCUACUUUGUAAGCACAUGUAUCGCUUAACCAAAUGAGAAUCUGAUUUAUAUAAUAAAAUGUGUAGUGUUUGAAAGUGACAAAAGAAAAAUGGCUAGGAAUGUGGAAAUUUAUGAAGAGUGUAUUGCAUACUUAAAUAUGACUUUACAUUUGUUAUAAAAUGGAGAGAAUUUUUAGUAAAAUUUAAACGAGAAAGAGUACGAUACAGUACAUAUUGUUUUUUCAUUAAAUUAAAAAUUAAAAUAUAAUCUCAAUUUUACGUUAAUAAAAUAUACAUAGUGUCUCUAAAUCUCUUCAGAUGGCAUUAUGAAAUAAAUGAAUUAAAUUUUAAGAAAGUCGAAUUUACAAAAUUAAUCGGAUAUAUUUGCGAUAUUAAAUCCAUUCACAACUGUUUAAAUGAUAUUGAUUUUAUUCAGAUGUUUAUUGGUGUUGAAAAGAAGAUAAAGUAUUAUAUAUCGUCAUAGAUGUGUCAGGUUAGAAAAUGACGGUUUGUGAAAGGUUGUUAAUAAUCAAAUGUGCGAUAUUAUUCAGUCGAUUGGUCGAUUGUUAUUAUAACUAUUCAACUAUAUCUUGUGCAUGAGAAUCUCCUGAUUGCCUAUUAUAAUUAAUCACGAGAUGCGAUGUUCGAAUGCAAUGCCCGAACAUUUUUCAUUAAGCCAUAUUGUACCUACUUAAAUCAUUUUUACGAGAAUUUCUCUGAUCAUUUUGUGGGUUAUCAUUUAAUAUUUGUGCCAAGAUUCGUCAUCGUCUUCCAUACAUUUUUCAUAUUGAAAAUGAUUGUUUAUUUAUUAGGCUAUUGCAGAUAAAAUUAAAUUCUGACAAAAUUUUAUAACACGAAUUUAAUAUAUAACUGAGAAAUAUGAAUUUCAAUUUUCCCGCGUAUGCUUACUCGCAAGUGGUAGGGCCAGACUUCUAUAUAUGUAGAUGGCCCCUUCCUUACAUAGUCUCCCUCCGCGGGAAUGCCCACAGGGAAAGAAGGGUAGCAGGGGUAGCGCCAGUUUCCACAAUUUUCCUCUUAUUAUAUAUUUUUUAUCAUCUAUUAUAGAUAUUAAUAUAAAUUUGUUAUAUAAAGUUAUGUACAUUGAAUAUCACAUUAUUGAAUUAAAACCAUGCACAAUUUAAUUCUAUUACUGUUGUACCAUCCUUCUAAAUGAUUUAUAAAUAAGUGCCAAUGUUAUACAAAGUUUAUGUAUGUUUUAGAUAAGGAAAACUAAUUACUAGUUGAAAUUCUAAGUAAAUCUGUUUCUCCAUACGGUUAUAUUGAUAUAAUGUAUGUUUGCUAAAGUUGAAUACUGAUUACCAUUACGUUCCACAAUAUGGUUCAGAAAAUUCUCAAUUUACAUUUCAAUUAAUGCUAUAAUAAUAUUAGGUCAGUUCAUAUGAAUUCAUGAAUUGUAUCAAAUAAUACAAAGCAUUUGUAUUAAAAUUAUUAUUAGUUUAUUUAGACUAAAUUAAUUUUCUGGUUAAACAUAUUCAGCUCAUAACUAAUUUCAUAAUUAAUUAUUAUUACAAUUGAAAUUCGCAAGCUUCUAAUAAUAAUUUUCCAAUUGUACCAAUUGGCUAUUAAUUUUCAGUUAUUUUUUAUAAGAUGUGAAUUAAAAAAAAAUUGUUUAUUUCAAAUGAUUAUUGUUGAGCUGAUUAUGUUUGACCACAACAAUUAAUUGUAAUUUUUUCUACAUUCUAGCGUAACAGCGUUAAACAAACUAUCCAAUAAAGUAAAUGAAACAAGAGGCAAGUUUCUCGAUGAAUAGUCACUCAGGAAUAAAAUUACAACUUAAUAUGGUUGCGAUGUUAAAUAUUAAUUAACAUUUAACGAAUAAUUUUUUGUAAAUAUGAAUAUAAAUACUUAUAGUGAUAAUAAAUAGUAUGAGUAUGUGUAGAAACUGUACGAGGAGUUGUGCGAAAGGUGCCGAAUUUGAAAGGGGUAUUAUUUCUUAAUAACAAUAAACAAUAUAAAAUGAGAAAAUAGAAAAUUCUGCAUGCCAAUGAAUAUAAUAGAGGAUAGAAAGUGCAUAAAAAUUUAUUGUUUUAAGUUUAUUUAACACUUUUACUUGUCAAAUGAGUUGGUCGCCGUAUGCCCGAAUGUUUAAACACUAUAGAGAUUGCACGCGGUACCGCGUGAUCGGACAUUGACCAGGACUCAUGCGAUAUCGCGUGAAUGGCAACGAAGGUGUUUAAUUUUUUUUUUUUUCUACUAGCGUUUAUUCAAUCAAACACCGGAAUGAUAUUAUUUUGUACAACUUUGUUGUAUGAAUGUAUCUACGAGAAAAAGAAAAAGGGAGGUAGUGAGUGUGAAAGUUUACUUCCAGUUAUAAAGAAUUGACCAAAAUAUUGGCAUUAAGAUAAUAGUGCAACAUUGCGAGUGUUAAAAGGGAGCCAUCAAACGGGAAUCAUAAAUAAACAUAAUGUAAGGAGAAAAGUAUCACAGCAAAAUACGAUUGUAAUUAUCAAUUACACCCUUAAUGAUCGUGCAUUUCAUAAAUCAUCGAUUAUGUACUCGAACAUCUGCCUAUGAGCGAACACACGUCGUUUUUGUCCAUUUCUAUCCGAAUAUACGUUCUCUUCUUAAUCAUAGAAGUUAUUUUGGAAUUUUCGAAACUUAGCUGCGCUGCUCCCAUAUGUAAGUGUAAAUGUACGAUCCGAUAUAUCAGUAAGAAUACAAAAAUAUAAAUAGACGAUUGAAAUUA